AUGACAACUGGACAACAGUUGAAUGGUUUUAAAUAUGACGAUUUUGUGCCAACAGAAGGCAUUUUAUGUCCUAUAUGUACAUUGAAUUGUCAAUCUCUGGAAAAUUUAAAUAGGCAUUUAGAUAUUGAACAUAGUGAAGAAGACUCGAAAGGAGCAUUAUUAUCGUGGUUAAAAAAUGCACAUAAGAAAGUAGCAAAUUCACUAUCAGCAACUGCGACAACAACAACGGCUGCAAGGUUGGGUUCUUCGCCUUCAACUCCUUCUUCGUCCAACAACUACUAUAACAACAAGUGGGUGGAUCCUCCCCUCAUAAGCUUUCAAGGCCUCAGCUUUAGUAAUUCGAGUCCAAACUUCUUCGUAUCAGAUAUCGAUAAACAAAAUGAAUAUGUCACACGAGAUCAUUGGCAACGUGAAACGGGCAAUGAUAAAUGUAAUAUACGAGGAUGCCGCAAGAUAGUAGGAAAAGCUGGUUCAGGGAAGCAACAUUGCCGAAAAUGCGGUAGACUAUUUUGUGAUUUGCAUACUCAAUACGAAAUCAAACUUAACAAGCAAGCACAGCAUGACCCUGAGCAUGGUAUAUGGUGUAAAGUGUGUCUCAAUUGUUUCGUGCAUCGAAAAGGUUAUUUAGAAACAGCAGGUGUGACGAGGAACAAGACAGAUCUGCUUGUGAAGAGAAGAGAAAAGACAAUCGACAGAGUGCAUUUAGAAUGCAAUCGGCUAGAGAAACGAUUGGAAAAAUUGGCUAUCAUCCAUCAAUCGACUGAUAUGAAAAAGCUCUCUUCAGCCUUAUCAACAUCCUCAGUCUUGAACAAGACUUACAAAUCGAAUGGCUUAUUGUCACCCUCGAGUACCUCAAUAAAUAGCUUAGCCAUGGAUAAGUCAGACUCAACGUCUUCGAGGGAUAGUUUAGGAAGUAUGCUUUCCCCAAAGUCGUCAUUCGUGUCGAAUCCAAAUAGUAUUUUGAGUAUGAAGCUAAAAUAUCGAGAUGGCGAACAAUCAGUUAUAAAAUGGGAAGAUGAUGCAUCAGUGAGAGCCUGUCCUUAUUGUGAGAGCAUAUUCACUUUGAUCAAUCGAAAACACCAUUGCCGUCUAUGCGGCAAGGUAGUUUGUGGCAAUAUUAAAUGUUCGAAAAUGAUUCCCUUAUUUACAGACAUGUCAUCUGAUACCUUUGACGACACACCUGUUGGCGAUACCCGUGCAUGUCGUGAUUGUCAGAGAUACGUUUUUAGGCGGAAAUUGCGAAACGAAGAAGCAUCCAAGCCCUUGCCUAUAUUCCAACUGUAUAGUCAACUAGCAAUUGCAAGGGAAAACAUCGAAAAGAUGCUACCUAAGUUUCAUGAUGCAAUACUGCUUCUAGAGAAAAAAAACAUAAAAUCGCAUUCACAUGAUAUGUUUGUCAAAGCUGCUAAAAUUCGAAAGACAUUGCUCGACAACUUUACGCUAUAUGAUGCACUGGCGAAAUCUAUCAGAGCGUUACCAGCUCGAUCAUCAUGUAUGAAACGAUUGCAGAACAAUAUAUGUACUGCAGCCAACCUUUAUCUGCAACAAAAUAUGUUGCCCCUACAAAUGUUACCGCGCAUCUUGAAGACAUCAACAGCAACAGAAACAACUAAUAGCAAGAAGAAAAAGAAACAAUCAUCUGAGAAACUUGAGUUAGAAACACAAUUGCAGACGUAUUUAGAACAAUAUAGUUUAGUUGAAGGUUUUAUAAAAGAAGCGAACGCAGAAAGGAAAUACGACGAUGUAAAAACGUUAAAAGCAAGCUUGGACGAACUACUGAUUGAAAUUAAGCGUUUACAACAAUUACUUGGUGGAGAUUAG
Mycotypha africana is the source of this 1821-nucleotide messenger RNA. RefSeq names its product FYVE zinc finger-domain-containing protein. Lineage: Eukaryota; Fungi; Mucoromycota; Mucoromycetes; Mucorales; Mycotyphaceae. Bases 1 to 1821 code for a protein of 606 amino acids. The transcript is spliced from 7 exons. The record is from RefSeq and is a predicted model, not a curated record. Gene Ontology annotation, molecular function: metal ion binding.